AACCUGCCAGUUCUAAGUUUGAACUCAAUCGAACGCUACGUUUGUUUUUUAUUAAUUUUUUAUCAAUGUGAAACAGCCAGGAUUAUAUGGAUAACUUAUUUUUUAUUAAGUUUAGUGGAAAGUGUGUUUGAAAUCCUGGAUACCGGGUUAGCUUUUUAGAGGAGUUCGUUUGUUGGAAGCUUAGGAUUUGGGAAAAUGCGUAAAAUGCCGCCUUACACAAUACUCACGCUACUCCUAAUAAUACCAGUAACCAUAUCAAAAUCAGUAAAAACAAGUGCGCGCCCGGUUCAUGAAAUCAUUAACGAACAAUCCAGAAUAGACGAAAAGAAACUCACCACCCAAGGCUUUCUACCUUAUGGCAAUCCCUUAGCAGGAAAUUCCCAACAAAAUGCAAGACUACAUGCACAGAAUCAGCAAGCAAUGUUCAAUGCAGAAAGAAUCAGGCAACACAGAGCUCAAGUUCAAAGAUGGACACAAGCCCCGAUACUAAUGGACAGCUAUAUGAAAGCUUACCACGAAUCACAAGAGAGCCAUCAACUUGCUUUAGAACAACAGCAAGCGAAGUUAAGAGACGCUAAAGCAGUAGCUACUACUCCUAAAUCUAGGCAGACAGAACAAAAGAGCAGAAGACAGGAGAAAAGAGUAGAACCUAAAAGAGUUGAAAGAAUCAGACUGCAAAGUCCAGAGCCUACGAAGAUUACUAAAGCUGAUGCGAUUAUAAAAGAGAGGAGCAGAAACCAUAGGUCACAUGGUUCACUAGAUCUCCAAUAUCAUCAAUAUCUUCAGCCAAAAAGAUACCAGACUGUCUAUGUUUCACCAGGACCUACUUAUGAUCAAGGAGUAACUAUCAAACCUAAUGGCAAUGUCGGUCUGAAACACUAUCAUCAAGCUACACAUGAAAGUAAGUUGUAUACAGAAGCUAUACCAAGCACGGAGAAGCCUAUUUAUCCCAAGCAAUAUUAUCAAAUGCAAGAGUAUCAAUCUGCUCAAGAUAUUGAUGCAUUAAAAUCACUACUGAAAACCAGCUCUAAAGAUCAACAAUUAUCUGGACUAAAUGCCUUAAUUGUAUCAGGAAAUCAGAAUAAAGAAGAAGAAGAAAAGCACAAUAAUCUAGAGACGCCAAUAGAUUUAUAUUUCUAUUUAAAAGAUGCUCCAAGCCCAAAUCUAGCGCAGCAGUAUGAUCAUACAAAAUAUGCCCAAAUACCACACUAUGCUAGCGCUUAUAUGCCUGAACCUAUAGUCAAGGAUCAUACACCUAUAACUGAACAAGUAGACGAUAUUGAAGACCCCAAUAAACACAGACCAAACCUUAUCAAACCUUACGGAGUACAACCUAUUGUAACCCCAGCGCCUGCCACACAAGAUACAACCACAACUAAAAACAACAAUUAUUAUAAAGUUGAAGUUGCCAGUCAAACUAUUUCCUCAGGACUCAAGUACAGAGAACCUGAUUAUUAUGUAAAUGAAGAUUCGGCUAAACCAAGUUAUCAGGCAUUACAAUAUGCUCAGCCACAAUAUCCACCGUCGCAAUAUGGGACCCAGUAUGCUGCGACCCAGUAUGCUGCAACUCAGGAUGGAACACAGUCAGACGAAAACGACCAAAGCGAAAGAUAUCUUCAUCAUAAUGCGCAACACACAGGAAUCCAACAUUUGACAGGAGAUGGCACAGGAAUCUCUGCAUACGGCGAUGACAGUCUCCACUACGCAGCCAACUACGAGUUCGGCUACCGAGUUCGCGACCACCACAGCGGCAACGAUUUUGGACACCAAGAGGCCAAGCAUGGCGAGAACACCAACGGAGCUUACCAUGUGCUCCUUCCGGACGGACGCAUGCAGAAGGUCCGGUACUCCGCUGGUCCGGAGGGCUUCCAUGCUGAUAUCUCGUAUGAUCAUUUGCAGUAUAAACAUUGAGGAGGUUCAUAGUUCAUACACAACAUUAGAUUAUGUGGACAUACUCAAAGUCAAAGGCUAUAAUGCCCUUUCUUAUCUUAUAGAGGAGUAUUCCUUUUACCUAUGUGAGAAAAUCAUUACUUGUGAAGUUGUGAACUACACAGGAGUGACAAUAUUAUGUCAAUGAUCCAAUAAGUAAUUGUAUAAUAGGUAUUUUACUCGUGGAAUUUAAAAUGCCCCUAUGUAAUUUAUCAACUUCAUCAAAAAAUAUUUUAAUUUCCACGCUUAAAAUAAACUUGAAUUUUAUGCUGGUUUGUCUAGAAAGUUUAGAAAUCUGGGAAAUAAGUACUAUUGCAAUUAAGCUACGCCUUCUUUACAUUGCAAACGGCUCGGCUGAGUCAGAACAUGGAUACUCUUAAAGGUACAUGAAAAAUACUCUGUUUCCCAGAACUAACUUUCUAGAGAAAAUCAGCAUAAUCCUGUAAAUAAUUUUGUGAUACAAAGUUCGUUAUUUUAGAAACUAGGAAUGUUAGUACAAAAUGAAACAAACAAGAGCGAUAUAAUUUAUUCACUAUACAAGUAUAUCUUAAACUAACACAAUGCUUACAGUAAUAUACAUUAAAAUUAGUGAUAUUAAAUUUUGACUGAAUGCACUUCAGUCGAAGUCCAGCGCGCGAAUGGCGAAUCAGAAAAUGGCGUCAAAAUUUAUAUACAUUUCCCGCCAAACCUUAGAACGGCAAAUAAUAUAUGCAAGUUAUUUUGUGGAAAGAGAAACCGAGAAAGUAAGUGCGGUAUUUAUGGUGUACAUUACUUGUAUGUCGUCGCUUACUGUUCAUUACAUAACAUUUACGUAAUUAUAAUUAUUAUAGACUUCCGUUUUAUAUUGAACUUAACAAUGGUGUUACAUUUGUCUUUUAGGCGUAACUCAUUGUACUGCGAUCAGUAAAUGAUUAUUAGAUAAGUUGCCUAUUUGAGAAGGUUAAUUUUAUCUGUGCAACAAUAGAGUUGGACCAAGCUAAAGGCUUCUACAAACGUUGCAACAAUGGCAUGUGAUUGCUGGCUAAGUAAGACCAUCGAAUUCAACCGAUCGACCAAAUGCCGCAAUGUAUUGCAAAAUUUGUAAAACAUGCGAUUAUCGAUGACGUUUGGAGAGGUUAUAACUUUACGCAGAUUUUGUAGUGACAGACUGUGGAAAUUCUACGAUAAAAAUCAGAUUCCUAUGAAAUUAUGACGAGUGGAACGCUUUGUCACUUAAUAGUCGGAACAGAGUUACAACUACGCCUGACUCUACGAAUGUUGACAGGAUUUGUGGAUCCAUUUUCUAUGACCAACUGUUCAAAACAAUUCAAACGCCAAAUGUUGUAGAUUCCUGCGCUUGAUAGUAUCGAACAUAUAAUUGAUAUAAUCUUAGACAAAAGAUGAAUGACCGCAAAAGUGAGUGAAAUAACUGGGGAAGAAAAUGUACCUACCUUCUUUUAGAAACUUGUCCUAAUUUCAAAAAUUUCGUUCAACAAUUUGCAAUUUGCAUACUAAUCAUCAAAUGCAUAAUCAAUUCGAAACCUCAAAUCCUUGAUUUUAAAAUUCAAAUUAGUUACGCAAAAAAUGCGUUUUGAGCUCGAUGGCUCAUUAAAAAUUCAUUUAGAAAUUUUACGAUUUUUGACCACAAUUAAAAAAUAAGAAGGCGUGUGGUUUAGCCGAUGGUCUAUUACGUGUUAAAAUGGCUAAAUAUUAUCUACCGGAAGCUUAAGUGUUGCUAAACUUUUACUAUUUAUUAAAUGGGCCGCUAUAAGCUCCGCUGACCACUAUAAUGACAUAAACCGCGCGUUGUUUUAUUCGAUAGACGCAGCGUUGAACGAAAUGUAGGGAAAAAUUACAAUGCGCUUAGCACUGCGUUUACAGCGUAAAACUACGAGUAUAUACGGUCAUUAGAUUACCUGAUUUAAAAUGGGUUUGCGGCAAAUGCGUUUGAUGCUAUGUUUAUCGCAUAAAACAACGCAGUUAAAAGUUAUGGGUGACAUUAUUAUAACCUCCUAAGGCCAAGCAUACAGAAAUAUUGCCAGUUGAAUUUGAAAUUAAUAUUGUAGGAAACAUGGUUGAAUUUCUUUUGUUCUGAAACAAGAAAAAACUCUGUUGCAAUUGAAAAUGGUUUAAAUUACACUGAAGUAUAUUACUACAGGCAGGACCGUGGGCUUUACGACGAUAAGGCAUAAAGAACUAUGUGAGAAGUAGAGGUAGGUAGUGCAACAGAUUAUGGCCGAAUAACAGCUGAAGUAAAUAGUGCUGUAUGCUUCGUUAUCUUAUGUGGUUAUUAAAUAGGUUAACACUUUUAGCAUCUGUAUCCAGACCAGUCAACUCUAAAUAUUUAUUGUAAC
This is a messenger RNA of Cydia pomonella (codling moth), 4262 nucleotides long. RefSeq lists its product as uncharacterized. Gene Ontology annotation, cellular component: extracellular matrix. The record is from RefSeq and is a predicted model, not a curated record. Lineage: Eukaryota; Metazoa; Arthropoda; Insecta; Lepidoptera; Tortricidae. The transcript is spliced from 3 exons. Bases 196 to 1911 code for a protein of 571 amino acids.